UCGCGUCGCCGCCCCAUGUAUAAAGCGGCCGCCUCCUCCCCCUCCGCCCGCCUCCUCCUCCUCAGAUCCCUCCCGUCUUCGUCUCCGUCUCCCUCCUCCGCGCCGUCCCGCCUCCUCCUCUCCAGGACCCGCGCGCUCUCGCGACCGUGCGCCGGCGCGUGGGCGGCACGCGCUGCGGGUGGUGGUGGGUGGUGGUCCGGGAGAGUCGCCUCGUCGUCGGUGGGAGGCGCCAGGGCGCAGAUCGGGGCCGUCGCGCCUGCCGUCGAGCGGUUCCAGCGCAGGAUGGCCGCCACCGCAGCUGCUGAGCAUCCCUUCAAGAAUAUUUUGACCACUCUCCCUAAGCCUGGGGGUGGUGAAUAUGGGAAAUUCUAUAGCCUUCCUGCACUAAACGAUCCAAGGAUUGAUAAGCUGCCCUAUUCUAUCCGUAUUCUUCUAGAGUCAGCUAUCCGUAACUGUGAUAACUUCCAAGUCACUCCAAAUGAUGUUGAGAAAAUUAUUGAUUGGGAGAAUACAUCUCCCAAGCUGGCUGAGAUACCUUUCAAGCCAGCACGAGUUCUUCUUCAGGAUUUCACUGGAGUUCCAGCUGUAGUAGAUCUUGCAGCUAUGCGUGAUGCGAUGGCCAAGUUGGGCAGUGAUGCCAACAAGAUCAAUCCACUGGUUCCAGUGGAUCUUGUUAUUGACCACUCAGUGCAGGUGGAUGUUGCAAGGUCACCAAAUGCAGUGCAAUCAAACAUGGAGCUGGAAUUUAAGCGCAACAACGAAAGAUUUGGUUUCCUUAAAUGGGGUUCUACUGCUUUCCACAAUAUGCUGGUUGUCCCCCCCGGUUCUGGUAUUGUGCACCAGGUCAAUCUUGAGUAUCUUGGUCGAGUUGUUUUCAACACAAAUGGCAUUAUGUAUCCUGACAGUGUGGUUGGUACCGAUUCACACACCACUAUGAUUGAUGGUUUGGGUGUGGCUGGUUGGGGAGUUGGUGGCAUCGAAGCUGAGGCCACAAUGCUUGGUCAGCCGAUGAGCAUGGUUUUGCCUGGUGUUGUUGGGUUCAAGUUGACUGGAAAGUUACAGAGUGGUGUCACUGCUACCGACCUAGUUCUUACUGUCACCCAAAUGCUCAGGAAGCACGGCGUUGUUGGCAAAUUUGUUGAAUUCUAUGGUGAAGGCAUGGGAAAGCUUUCUUUGGCUGACAGGGCCACAAUCGCAAACAUGUCACCAGAAUAUGGAGCCACCAUGGGUUUCUUCCCUGUAGAUCAUGUGACAUUAGAUUAUCUCAAAUUGACUGGCCGAAGUGAUGAAACUGUGGCAAUGAUUGAAGCAUAUCUACGAGCUAACAAGAUGUUUGUAGACUACGACGAGCCUCAAACAGAACGAAUUUACUCUUCAUAUCUUCAGUUAGAUCUUAAUGAGGUGGAACCUUGCAUUUCAGGCCCAAAGAGGCCUCAUGAUCGUGUCCCUUUGAAGGAAAUGAAAUCUGACUGGCAUUCUUGCCUGGAUAACAAAGUCGGUUUCAAGGGUUUUGCUGUGCCAAAGGAACAACAAGAUAAAGUUGUGAAAUUUGACUUCCAUGGACAACCUGCUGAAAUCAAACAUGGAAGUGUUGUUAUAGCAGCAAUCACUAGCUGCACAAACACAUCAAAUCCUAGUGUUAUGCUUGGUGCUGGUCUUGUGGCAAAGAAAGCCUGUGAACUGGGUCUUGAGGUGAAACCAUGGGUAAAGACAAGCCUUGCCCCUGGAUCUGGGGUGGUCACUAAAUACUUACUACAGAGUGGUCUUCAAGAGUACUUAAACAAGCAAGGCUUCCAUGUUGUUGGAUAUGGUUGCACCACUUGCAUUGGCAACUCUGGUGAUCUAGAUGAAUCUGUAUCAGCUGCCAUUGCAGAAAAUGAUGUUGUUGCUGCUGCUGUUUUGUCAGGCAACCGUAACUUUGAGGGUCGUGUGCACCCAUUGACCCGGGCUAAUUACCUUGCUUCACCACCUCUUGUGGUUGCAUAUGCACUUGCUGGCACCGUCGACAUUGAUUUUGAGAAAGAGCCGAUUGGAGUAGGAAAGGAUGGUAAAGAAGUCUUCUUCAAGGACUUAUGGCCCUCAACUGAAGAAAUUGCACAAGUGGUCCAAUCUAGCGUAUUGCCUGAUAUGUUCAAAAGUACAUAUGAGGCUAUUACAAAAGGCAACCCAAUGUGGAAUCAGCUGACUGUGCCCGAAGCAUCUCUCUAUUCAUGGGAUCCAAAUUCCACUUACAUCCACGAGCCUCCAUACUUUAAGGACAUGACCAUGUCCCCACCUGGCUCCCAUGGCGUGAAGAAUGCCUACUGCUUACUGAACUUCGGGGACAGCAUUACCACAGAUCAUAUUUCACCGGCAGGUAGUAUUCACAAAGACAGCCCUGCUGCCAAGUACUUGCUUGAGCGUGGUGUGGACCGGAAGGACUUCAAUUCAUAUGGUAGCCGUCGUGGUAAUGAUGAAGUAAUGGCAAGAGGAACAUUUGCGAACAUCAGAAUUGUGAACAAGUUUUUAAAUGGAGAAGUUGGACCCAAGACUAUUCAUGUUCCCACAGGGGAGAAGCUUUAUGUAUUUGAUGCUGCCAUGAAAUACAAGUCCGAGGGUCAUGACACUAUUGUUCUUGCUGGUGCUGAGUAUGGAAGUGGCAGUUCUCGUGACUGGGCUGCCAAGGGACCAAUGCUCCUGGGUGUUAAAGCUGUGAUCGCUAAGAGCUUUGAGCGUAUCCACCGAAGCAACCUGGUGGGAAUGGGAAUCAUUCCUCUCUGCUUCAAGGCUGGCGAGGACGCCGACUCACUUGGCCUUACUGGACACGAGCGGUACACCAUUGACCUCCCAACCAACAUCAGCGAGAUACGCCCUGGGCAGGACGUGACUGUCACAACCGACAACGGGAAAUCCUUCACUUGCACCCUUCGCUUUGACACAGAGGUGGAGCUGGCAUACUUCAACCAUGGAGGCAUCCUCCCAUAUGUCAUCCGUAACCUCGCAGGAUCGCAGAACUAGGAGAACGGGAACGGCAUUUCAACCAUGACGAAAAACAUUGCAGGCUCCCCUCCCCCUUCUGAUCUGCUUGCACCAAAGUUGAGAGUUCACCGGCAACCUUCAGCCAUCCUUUAUUCACCGUAUAAAAUAAAAACCGAAAAUAAAGCUGCAGGAGACAAGGAAGCACAACACCUCUCACACCUGGAGAGCUGGUGUGAGCUCUGUUGAGGAACAAACAAUUUUGUCUGCUGUUUGGUUAGUAGUGAUGUUGAAACCCUAGCUUGUGCUCAGAACAGGUCCUCUUUAUUGGUGUGGAUUGAGUUAGUUUGGUGCCUGUGUUCAUAGGCAGGGGAAGGUGACGAGGUGUACAUGAUUUGGUGCGACCAGCUUUGUGAUAUACUUUCCUCAUCUUGUUUAGUCUUUCUGAUAAACUGUCCGUGUUA
Messenger RNA from Oryza brachyantha (malo sina), 3419 nucleotides. RefSeq names its product putative aconitate hydratase, cytoplasmic. Gene Ontology annotation, cellular component: mitochondrion; cytosol. Lineage: Eukaryota; Viridiplantae; Streptophyta; Magnoliopsida; Poales; Poaceae. The record is from RefSeq and is a predicted model, not a curated record. Gene Ontology annotation, biological process: tricarboxylic acid cycle; citrate metabolic process. Gene Ontology annotation, molecular function: 4 iron, 4 sulfur cluster binding; aconitate hydratase activity. The coding region runs from base 16 to 2997 and encodes 993 amino acids. The transcript has 20 exons.